AUGGCACCGCAUGAGCCAAAACUAAACGCAAUUCUCGCCAGCGAGCCUUUACCAAUCCCGCACCCAAGCUUCAUCGACUCACCAUCUCCUCCACUCUGCUUCCAGACCGAAUCCGCUCGCUCUGCUCUGAGCGCAUUCACCUGCACCCUCUGCAACAAGUCCUACUCGCGCCACCCCGAAUACGAAGCUCACAUCGGCUCUUACGACCACCAACAUCGCAAGCGCCUUCAAGAUCUAAAACAGCUCUCCCGUGACCCCAACGCCGCCGAAAAGGCCCGGCGGGCAGAACGUCGCGCCGAUGCCGAAGCUGGGCUGAAAGUCCUGGAUACGACGCCCAGCUCCACGGCGUCUGCAAGCGCUGCUGCGAUAGGGAAAACGACGAAGCCUGGCGGUAGUGGAGGCGGCGGAGGCGGUUUCAAAAAGGGCGGAUUUAAAAGCUCGUUUGCAACGGUCAAGGGUCCUUCGGCGCCAGUGAAGAAGAAUGUCUUGGGGGAUGAGGAUGAGGAAGAAGGUGACGGGAGUGGGAAGAAUGGGGUCAAAGGCGAGGAGACGAUGGACACGGUGCAAAAAGAUCGAGAGUUAGAAUCUCGGCGCAGUGGGGAUCUACAGGGCAAAGUACGUGGUGUCGAGGGGGAAGAGCGAGAGAGUGACACGGACGAGGAAUAUGCGCGAGAUCGAGAAGGAGGAGGAUAUUAUGACCCACGACGGCCGACGGGGUGCCAUACUGGUUGUCCUAGUCGGGCAAUUGGUGUCCAACCAUCGUCGUGA
Molecule: messenger RNA, 768 nt
Organism: Penicillium oxalicum
Lineage: Eukaryota; Fungi; Ascomycota; Eurotiomycetes; Eurotiales; Aspergillaceae
Product: putative C2H2 finger domain protein
Exons: 3
Coding region: 1-768 (255 amino acids)
Source: RefSeq, a predicted model, not a curated record